GCGGGGGAUUGGCUGCUCCGGGACCGGGGUGGGGAUGGCUGGGCUAUAAACGCAGCCCUGGGUCGGGGACCCAACGCAGCCACCAGCUCCGCCCUUUGGAGACACGACAGAGGAGCGGGAAAUAGGAGACAGAAAAACACAAGGCAGAGAAACAUCACGAUGAAGCUUCAAGUCGCCUGCGUGAUUCUCAUCCUCGUCAUCACCUCCGCCAAAAACUCCUGCUGCUUCCCAGGCCAGACAGCAAAUCCUGCUGGUUUGUUAAGGCAACAAAUGGAGCCCAUAGAAGAAACUCAGGGUCUGCAGGUCCCGCUCCGCCGCGCCAAGCGCUUCAACAGCCACUUCCCGAUCUGCACCUACUGCUGCAAGUGCUGCCGGAACCGGGGCUGCGGCUUCUGCUGUCGCACCUGAGCCCGCCGCGCAGCGCUAGGGGGCGCCGUCACCCCCGCCCGGCUCCCGGCCCCGGCUCCCGGC
This is a messenger RNA of Chelonia mydas (Green sea turtle), 471 nucleotides long. RefSeq names its product hepcidin. The record is from RefSeq and is a predicted model, not a curated record. The transcript has 3 exons. Gene Ontology annotation, cellular component: extracellular region. Bases 160 to 408 code for a protein of 82 amino acids. NCBI's taxonomy places the organism in Eukaryota, Metazoa, Chordata, Testudines, Cheloniidae. Gene Ontology annotation, biological process: intracellular iron ion homeostasis.